CUUAAAAUGUCAACAAUCGUUGAGAUGGAAGACUAGUAGAAUUCUUAUAUAAAGCUGUUUAAUGUUGAAUAUUCUCUCUGCAAAUCACAACAUUUCGUUAUAUGCGAUAGCGCUUAAGUACUUGGACUUGUAUUAAACACUACUGUUUGAAUACUUACCCAUUGGCGAUAAAGUUUAUGCAAAGUAACAUUUUUAAUAGAUAGCAAUCCAUUGAAAUUUAAUAUCAACAAAUAUGUCGGCAUCAAUAAGACUUUGCAGUAGCCCUGUACGUCAUAUGGUUGCUUCUACCUUUAGAAGAAACAUUGUUUGUGUGCAGAGGAUAUCUGAUGUAAGAAUUUUCAAAGUAUGGCAACAAAAAAGUGCUGCACCAAGCAGUUACAGAUUCAUGUGUACUGGCAAAGAUGGAGGAGGGGGAGAAGAAGGAGGUGGAGGAGGAGGAAAAAGUGGCAAACCACCUGGUGACAUUAAAUCUUUUAAGUGCCAUAAAUGUGGCCAUGAAAACAAAUAUGAUUUAGCUGGUAAAGAAAAGAAAUUUUCGGUAUUGGUUUGCCAGAAUGAGGACUGUAAAGCCAGCAUCAUAGUAGAACCAAUUAGUUCUCCAGAACCACCAAAACCACCUAAACCAGAAAUCACUGUCAACUAUAAGCCUGAAGAUAUUCAUAAGUUUUUGGACCAGCAUGUAAUAGGACAAAAGAAAUGCAAGAAAUAUCUUGCUACACAAGUGUACCAACAUGCCAGAAAGAUUCAGAAGAUAAUGAGUGAGCAACAACAGAAAACUUCACAGGUUGAAACUGAUGUAAAAAUGAAGGAUUUUGAAUUGCAGUUCAGAGCAUUCCUAGGAAAUUCAGGAAAGGUGGUCCCUUUCCAGACUCAGUAUCAAGAAGCUCUUCAGACAAGUCCACUUGGUUUAGGAACCACUCCACAGCAGCAACAACCAUAUCCAAAAAUAGAUAUCAUUGAAACAAAUAAAGAAGUAGAAACAUUCAUUAGAAAGAGUAAUAUGUUCCUGAUAGGUCCAACAGGAACAGGUAAAACACUUCAAGUAGAAACCCUAGCUAAAUGUCUGAAUCUUCCGUUUGCGAAAUGGGACUGUACAAAUCUGACAUCAGCUGGGUAUGUUGGUGAAGACGUAGAAUCUGUGAUAGAGUUGUUGUAUCAUAAUGCUGGACAGGAUGUACAAAAAUGUCAAACUGGUAUUGUGUAUUUGGAUGAAGUUGAUAAGCUGAGGAAGACAGCAGGUUUAAAUGUUAGAGAUGUAGGCGGAGAAGGGGUACAACAGAGUCUGCUUAAAAUAUUGGAGGGUAGUGUUGUUAAUAUUCCACAAGAUAGAGGAUCCAAUAAACGGUUAAAAGACAAAGAAACUGUUCAGAUAGAUACUACCAACAUUUUGUUUAUAUUAUCUGGAGCCUUUACUGGAAUAGAGGAAAUAGUUCGGAGACGAGUUACUAAAGAUUCUAGCUUUGGUCUUGGUGCAGCAAAAGUUACAAGUGAAACAGAACUAAAUGCACAGAAAAAUAAAUCAAUCAUUAGCAAAGCAGAAUUAGAAUUUCAAGAGAGAAACAGUUUACGUGAAAAAUUAGAAGAAAAAGAUAUCAUAGACUAUGGAUUCUUACCAGAAUUUGUGGGACGUGUAGCAAUCAUUGCAACAGUCCAAGAUCUGACUGUAGAGGAUUUAAUAAGAAUAUUAACAGAACCCAAGAGUUCUAUUGUAGCUCAGUAUAAACAGAUGUUUGCAUUAGAUGAUUGUGAUCUUGAAAUAGAAGCAGGUGGCUUAAAGGCAAUAGCAGAGAAAGCUUUUGAAAAGAAAGUUGGUGCCAGAGGAUUGAGAGCUAUUAUGGAGUCACUAUUUUUAGAUAUUAUGUACCACCUUCCAGAUUUAAAAUCCGUGAUAAUUACUGAAGACUUUGUGAGAGGGAAAGCUGACGCUAUCAUUGUUAAGAAGCCUGAUGAAGCAGUUGAAGUGUAUGGAUAACUCACAGAUAUAAUAAGAGAUCAUGUAUUCAUUAUGUGUAUAACAACAUUUUCAGGGAAAUUUUAUAAUUUUAUUAGGACUAAAUAAAUUUGAAAUGAUAUUGUAAAGAGACAUUAUCUCAUCUUAAAUUUGCUAACAAAGUUUUGCAUCAAAUGAAAACAUGUCAUAAGGCUGUGAUAAAUAUGUUUCAUAAGUAUUCUUUUCAAUUUAUUUAGAAGAAAUAUUUUCACUGAAGAAAAUUGAUAUAAAAAAGUUCGAAUAAAUAUAUAGGUAAGCUUUAAUGUUUUUAGUUGAUACUCCCUUUAUAAUCAAGAUAUAAGAAAAAUUUAAAUUUGCAAAUAAAGUGAGAUAAUUACAAUAGAUUAUUUCUCUCUAUGUUUGAUUUUUUUUAAACAAGAAAGAAAAUGGUUAAAUUGUAGAACUAAAAUUUAUCUAGAAUCAAAGAAAUGCCAUGGCUUUAUAAUUAAAAAAAAGAAUCGCGAUUUCUAUAUUUUCAAAGAAUUGUCUAAAUAUUUUUAAUCAGUAUAAUCCAAUGUAAGUCUUUUUAUUUCAAAUUCAGUUUAAUCCAAGUUUGAUUUCUGUUCUCUAUUUGUAAUACAUGUUAAAUUUUUUAUCACAAAUUUUAUCAUACAGCACCAGGCAUUCAGUUCAAACUUUGAUUGAAGUAAUAUUUUUUUAUAUACAUUGUGUAAAUCUGCAUAAUGAAGUAUAAGUGUUCAUUUUCAUUGUUGGAAAUGGGGAUGGGGUUAUGUGUGGAAGUGUAUAAGGUAUGUCUUGUCGUAUGAUGUCUUUCAUGUUUGAAGUGCUGAAAACAAGUUUAUUUCAUGUGUGGAUAUAUGUAAAUUUUAUUCCAUGUCUGAAUCAUCUUACAUACAUGUUUUUAAUGCUUUGGAUAAAAUUCAUAUGUCAAUGUUUGUGUUUUAAUGUGUGUCUCAUCAUUGGUCUUGCAUAUAGCUUGAAAAAGAAAAAAAAAUUCUUAAAGAAUAUUUAAAAAAAAUAUAUAUAAUCUUCAAGACUGGUAAAAAUAUACCACUAUUCUUUAUUAAAAUGUAAAAAAUGUGUGAAUUUCUAUGAAAAAUAUAAUUGUACUGUGGACAAAUUUCCACAUGCUGAGUGUAAAUCAACGAAAAUGGUUUUAUAUACAUGUAUUUUAAAGAAUUGUUUGAAUUGCUAGAAGUUUGAUUGACAUGUUGUUAGUUUCGAAAAGUGAUAUUAUUUAUGGUAAAUAAUUUAUUGAAUUAUGAAAAUUGUAAAAAUGUCCUUUUGUGGUAUUUUAUUCCUCAAUUAAAAUGUUAACUUGUUUUUGACAUUUAAAUUUUUCUUUGUUGCUUUCCUGGAAAUUAAUUGUGUGAAGAAUUUAGAAAAAUGUCAUCAAAUAAUUGUAUACUUCACGUUUUUCAUAUUUUGAAAUAAAUGAACAGAGAGUAUAGGAUGUUUAACUAUAUAAAAUCUUUAUUUUGAAAAAUUUACUGGAAUUAUUACUCUCCUUUAAACUUCAAUACAGAUUAAGAUACUAAUGUUUAAAAAAAAUUUAAUCAUGAUAUUGGCAAGGUCACAAAAUAUUUUUACACACGAAACAUCCAGUGAAUAUAAAAAGGAAAUAUUAUUUUGUUAUCAUUUUCUUUCUGUGCUGGUUAUUUAAGAAAUGCCUUUUUUAGUGACACGAAUGCAGUUUUUAAAUUUUAUGUCUUUCCAUCUUUGUUCAUUUCAGUAAUAUGUGUACCCGGUUAUAUGUGUAUUGAUGUAUAGCUCAAAUCUGCACUGAUUUCUGUCAAUGUAACCUGAUCUUAUAUUAUAUGAAAUGAAAACUUAAAUUGGUUUUGGUCAUUGUAUAAAAUACUUUCAGUGCAUACUUUUUAACAAAGCUUUUAUUUUUUUUAUUAAGAAAGAAAAAAUUGUUGAAGCAAAUAUGUUUAAUAUGGUUUCUCAUAUAUAAGGUAAUAGUGGGCUUAAAAUAUUUAUCAGAGAAUAAGUAAGUGUUUUAUGAUUUGAACAUCCAUAUUUGUUAAAAAAAAUUGUUACCAAUAAAAUAUACUUAGUAAUA
This is a messenger RNA of Mytilus californianus (California mussel), 4016 nucleotides long. RefSeq names its product ATP-dependent Clp protease ATP-binding subunit ClpX-like. The record is from RefSeq and is a predicted model, not a curated record. NCBI's taxonomy places the organism in Eukaryota, Metazoa, Mollusca, Bivalvia, Mytilida, Mytilidae. Gene Ontology annotation, biological process: protein catabolic process; proteolysis. The transcript is spliced from 11 exons. Gene Ontology annotation, molecular function: ATP hydrolysis activity; ATP binding. The coding region runs from base 233 to 1972 and encodes 579 amino acids. Gene Ontology annotation, cellular component: mitochondrial matrix.